UUCAAAUUUUCCCUAAUUCCGCCCAAAUUUCCAUGCCUGCGAACUCACCGCCAUUGCCGCCGCCGUCACGCCGGCGGCGGUGCUCGACGUUCUACACAACACUCAUUAUCUCCGCCGUCGCUUUCCAGAUCUUCUUCAAUGCUGCAGCAGGCGAACACAACAUUGAAAUCCACAGCAUUGAAAGCGACGCCGAUCGGUUAAGCUUCGAAAACCCUAACCUCCGCCAAGCCUACGUCGCCUUGCAAGCGUGGAAGCACGCGAUUAUCUCCGAUCCGUUCAAUUUCACGGCGAACUGGAGAGGCACCGGCGUUUGUUCGUACAGAGGAGUUUUCUGCGCCGCGUCGCUGUUCAAUGCGUCUCUUAGAGUCGUCGCCGGAAUAGACCUCAACCACGCGGAUAUCGCCGGGUACUUGCCGGAUGAGCUCGGUUUACUCACUGAUUUAGCUCUGUUUCAUGUUAAUUCGAACAGGUUUUGUGGCGUUGUUCCUCAGAGCUUCGAGAGAUUGAAGCUUCUGUUCGAGCUUGAUUUGAGUAACAAUCGGUUCGCCGGAGGCUUCCCCGACGUUGUGCUCUCUUUGCCUUCUCUGAAAUUUUUGGAUCUUCGGUUUAAUGAUUUUGAAGGCGGCGUUCCGAGGAAUGUUUUCGAGAAAAAUUUGGAUGCUCUGUUUCUGAAUGAUAACAGAUUCAGAUUUGGAAUACCGGAGAACGUCGGAAACUCGCCGGUUUCCGUACUUGUUCUGGCCAACAAUAACCUCGGCGGCUGUAUUCCGGCGAGCAUUGGGAAGAUGGCGAAGACUUUGAAUGAGCUCAUUUUGCUUAAUGAUAAUUUGACUGGUUGUUUGCCGCCGGAGAUUGGGCGGCUGAAUAGACUGACGGUGUUGGAUUUGAGCUUUAAUAAUUUGCAGGGGCCGCUGCCGGCGGAGCUCCGCCGUAUGCGGAGUUUGGAGCAGCUGAAUGUGGCGCAUAACCGCCUGACGGGGGAGGUUCCGGCGAGGGUUUGUUUGUUGCCGCGGCUUCAGAAUUUUAGUUAUUCGUACAAUUAUUUCACCGGAGAGGCGCCGGAGUGCGUUAGAUUCGGCGGUGGCGGUGGUGGUAGGGUUUAUGACGGCCGGCGGAAUUGUAUUCCGAAUAAAAGUGACCAAAGGUCUCCUGGAGAGUGCUCUUCUGAUGCUGCUAAGCCUUUUGACUGCCGUAAGUCUAAAUGCGUCGGCGGAGGUGGUGGUGGCGGUGGCGGUGGCGGCGGAGGUGGAGGUGGAGGUGGUGGUGGCGGUGGCGGCGGUGGUGGCGGUUUUUCGCCUAAACCGCCUUCGCCGAAGCAUUCUGGUAGGCACGUGCCUACACCGAGGCCGGUUCCUCCGUCGCCAAAAUCUCACGCGCCACCACCGCCGCCGACACACAGUGUCUCUCCAGGGACACGUCUUCCGCCACCGCCGCCUCCGCUACACUCGCCGUCGUCUCCGCCGAGUGUUCAUCCAACGCCGCCACUGUCUCCGCCGUCUACUCAUCCAUCACCGUCACAUCCUCCAGGAACAACGCCGUCGCCGCCGUACGCUCAACCGUCGCCGCCUAUUCCACCACCAGGAACCACACUAUCGCCGCCGCACCUUCCACCGGGAACCACGCCAUCACCGCCGCACCUUCCACCGGGAACCACGCCAUCACCGCCGUACACUCAUCCGUCGCCGCCACACCUUCCACCUGGAACCACGCCAUCGCCGCCGUACACUCAGCCGUCGCCGCCGCACCUUCCACCAGGAGCCACGCCAUCGCCGCCGUAUGCUCAUCCAUCGCCGCCACAAUCUCCACCAGGAACCUCGCCAUCGCCGCCGUAUCACCAUCCGCCACCUCAAUCUCCACCAGGAAGUACGCCAUCGCCGCCGUAUCACCAUCCUCCACCGGAACACGCUCCCUCACCCUCGCCGCCACUUCCACCGUAUCUCCAUCCAUCGCCGCCACCUCCGCCACCGCCGGCGCACAUACCCCUGCCCCCAAUCACCGGCGUUCCGUACGCAUCUCCGCCGCCCCCUCCGAUUCCAUAUUACUAGUCAAAUCAUCUACCACGCCAAUCCCCUUUUCCCCCAUAAAUCACAGGCAAUGAUUUCUUAUGAUGUUCUGUGAUUUAAUUAAUACUACUCUGUAUUAUUAUUAUUAUUAUUAUUAAUUAUGUUUCAUUUCUUGUUCAAUCCCUAUCCCCUUAUCCUAAUCUUCUUAGGCU
Messenger RNA from Andrographis paniculata, 2215 nucleotides. Its product is annotated as leucine-rich repeat extensin-like protein 4. Bases 33 to 2045 code for a protein of 670 amino acids. NCBI's taxonomy places the organism in Eukaryota, Viridiplantae, Streptophyta, Magnoliopsida, Lamiales, Acanthaceae. Gene Ontology annotation, molecular function: protein binding. The record is from RefSeq and is a predicted model, not a curated record. The transcript has a single exon.